Molecule: messenger RNA, 462 nt
Organism: Fraxinus pennsylvanica
Lineage: Eukaryota; Viridiplantae; Streptophyta; Magnoliopsida; Lamiales; Oleaceae
Source: the annotation of a GenBank genome assembly
AUGUCUUGGGAUAUCUUCAUUGCCAGGACAAAUGAGAAGCACUCUGAGGUGGCAGCAUCUUAUAUCGAGCAACCUCAACAACAACAGCAAUCUCAAGAGCAGCAGCAUCCACAGCAGCAACAUGAACAGCAGCACCAACAACAGCAACAGCAACGCUGGGAUGUCCACAUCUUGAAUGGCUCAGCUAAUGGAAUUGUCUGGAAUGAUGCUCUCACGAAACAAAAUAGCGGCACUGCCAAUGCGCCGGCAACAAAAAUGCAUGAGGACAGAUUGAAGUUGUCUGCUCAGACCGAUUCUUUGAAUGAUGCAGCUUUGAAGGAGUUUCUUGAUGUAAAGGCAUUCCAAAGUGCAAUUGAAAAAGCUGCGAUUGCACAGCACUUUGAUCUUCGCAUUGUUAAAAGCGAUCCGAUCCGAGGAACGGCGGUUGUGCUUGAUACGGUGGCUGCCGGAGUGGUUAGUUAG